Molecule: messenger RNA, 1771 nt
Organism: Parus major (Great Tit)
Lineage: Eukaryota; Metazoa; Chordata; Aves; Passeriformes; Paridae
Gene: SNRNP48
Product: small nuclear ribonucleoprotein U11/U12 subunit 48
Exons: 10
Coding region: 531-1733 (400 amino acids)
Cellular component (GO): U12-type spliceosomal complex; nucleoplasm; cytosol
Source: RefSeq, a predicted model, not a curated record
CCUUACCGAAACUUCACCCUAUUUACACAUUUCAACAAACAAGGGCAUCAGCAUUCAUAGGUUGCAAAUUACGUAACUUUUGCGUUAAUUACUACUCAACCCCCACUUGCUGGCUGUGUCUCUAGCUUCUCAUGUUAUUAAUCAGCCCGCGGGCGCGGUCCUUCCCUCCAUUUGAGCCUGGAGUCCGUUCUGGACGCGAUCGCCCACUGCCGGUAUUACCAUUCUCCAGUUACUGCUCAGCCCAGCUGACUUCGCUCCUGGUGGCUCUCGUCCGGACAGCACAUCCAAUUUGGGAUUGUCUUACCUAUUCCUUGAAAUUGUAAUCACGCAUCCGAUGGUCACAAUGCAACUGAUUAAUCGUAACUGCCCAGCUAUCUACUACUCGUCUGAAAACACAAAAGCCAAAGCUUGACUCAGACCCUCAGCAUACCCGCCAGGGCUCGCAGCCGCCCCCUCUGAGGCGGGAGCGUUCUCAGCGAACGUGGCGGCGGCCCCACCCCUCCGCAGUCACGGGGCCGUCCAGCGCAGCAAUGGCGGCGCCCAGCGCCGUGUGGCUCGGCGGGGACCCGGUGGAGUGGGUGCUGUGCCCCUACGACGUCCAUCACCGUGUCCCCCGCGCGUCCUUGGAGAGGCACGCGGCGUCCUGCCGGCUCCGCAGGAUGGGAUACUCCGCCGAGGAGGAGGCCGAGAUGUAUGACUCCAGCUUUUUCUACGAAAACCUGAAGGUUCCUACUGUCGCCAUGGAUAAAGAUCUGCAGUUUCACAUUGUUAAGCAGGCUAGAGCCCAAAGUGCAAAGGAAGGUGCAGGCUACAGCGAAGGAUCUUAUUCAUUACUGCCUGUAGAAGUUCCUCAAAACCACAAGCAUUUCAUCUGUGACCUGACCCAAGCUGACCGUCUUGCUCUUUAUGAUUAUGUUGUUGAGGAAACAAAGAAACAGAGGUCUAGAUCCCAGAUAACGGAAAAUGAUAGCGAUCUCUUUGUGGAUUUAGCAGCAAAAAUCACCCAAGAUGAUAGUCAGAAAGGUCCGAAGUCCCAUCUUGAAAUUUUGGCUGAAAUGCGAGAUUACAAAAGGCGGCGGCAGUCAUACAGAGCUAAGAAUGUUCAUAUAACGAAGAAGUCCUACACUGAGGUGAUUCGGGAUGUAAUUGGUGUGCAUAUGGAAGAACUCGGCAAUCAGUGGCAGGAGAACAGGUUGCAUAAUGCAGAGAUAUGUGAAGGAGAGAAGUUGAAGUCCUCAGGAAGGGAAGACAGGCGGUCGGCUUCAGUGGACUCGCAGCAGUCUGGGGGAAGCAGUAGGGAUACGGAGGGCUCGAGACACAGGAGAGACACCAGCAGGAGUCCAAGUAAACGAAGAAGGAGUCGUGAGAGAGGCAAAGACAGAGAUUCUUGGAGAAAAAGAGAGAGGACCACAGGUGUGUGGGACCUGUGUUUGAGCAGACAUGAGGACUCUUGUGCAGAAGAAAUGCUGCCUUGCCCUUCAUGUUUGGGGAUGAAGACAAAUACCACAACCAUAAAAGAAGAAAGUAGAAACAAUAACCUGAUUAUUUUGUUCAUCAGCUGUUCAAAACAUAACUUCCACAAGAACUAUUAUUACUGUUGUUUUGCUCGAGACAGUAAAGUUGCCCACAUAAUAUUGGUGUUGCUUCACACCUGUGCUGCUUUGGAGACAAAAAAAGUGCUAAGGUUUGUGAGGAUGGAAGCAGUAUAUUUCAGAAAAUGUGUAAUUUUGUAACAUUUAUACACCUGUUAAUAAAUUAUAUUGAUAUCAUG